UUUGAUUGGGCAGCUCUCUCUCUCUAGACUGUGUUUAGGGCACUUUUUCUAGCCCCUGCCCCCACAAAACACCAUCUAGCCAAUGACAACCAAACACCUUUGACCUCUCUUACUAUCUUCUUCUACUGUUUUUUUUUUUUUUGGCUCUGUUGAUCUCUCUCCCUUCUACAAAUUUAGUACGAAUUGCUGGCAAAUUUGGAUUCACUUCUUUAGACUCUUUAUUUCUUCCGAAAUUUUCUCUGUACUUUCCUUCUUUUCCUUCCUUGUUUUUCUCAGCCCCCAAAGAAAAGGAAGAACAAUCUAUCCCCACUUUUGAUGCUCCAAUUCUUUGGACUAUCUCUAUUUUCACUGUUUUCUUCAAUUGGGUUCCUCCAUCUUUGAACCAUUUUGAUUGGUUUUGAAGUGCACUUUAUAAAAAGUUCCUUUUCAUGGAUUUUUUGAGUCUCACUUUUGUGAUUUUCAUGUCUUCAAGUUUUGUAUAAAGGUUACUGCUCCUUUCUUCUUUGAAAAUUGAUCUGGGUUCUGUUCAUUCUUAGUGUUUUGUUCCUUUUUAGAUCUGAAACGAGUUAAAGCUGCAUCAUUCACAAGCAAGAUCAUCUUUUUCUACUGUUCCUUGAAUUUUCCUUGGGUUUUGGAAAGUUGGGUCUUUUCUAGAUCCUCCUCAUCUCAUGCUUAUGUCAAAAGUGUUCAGAUUCUCUUUAUAUGCUUCUUGAUUUAAUUGCCUGCUUGGCCAUAGAAGCCUCCACUUCUCUACAUUUCCUAUAUGGCUUCUAAUUCAGUGAAUUCUAAGGCCUUCUAGCUAUGCCCUCCAACUGUACACUGUAAUUCUUAAGAAACAAUGAAUCCAGAAAUGGAAGUUAUUUAUCCAAAAUCAUAUCUUCGGAAUUCGAAUUGGCUGUUUGAGGAAAGCAAGGGAACAGAAUGGACAGCUCAAGAGAACAAGCAGUUUGAGAGAGCUCUGGCCUUAUUCGAUACGGAUACCCCGGAACGAUGGCACCAUGUUGCAUCCAUGAUACCGGGCAAGACCGUUAGUGAUGUGAUCAAACAGUACAGGGAAUUGGAAGAAGAUGUUAGUGAUAUAGAGGCUGGGCGUAUACCUAUACCUGGGUACACCCGUAGUUCUUUCACAUGUGAGAGUGUGAAUGUUCAGGACUUUGAUGGGUUGAAAGAAUUCUAUGGACCUUUCGGUAAGAGAAGUUCAUCCACUCGGCCUUCCAAUCAAGAAAGAAGAAAAGGUGUGCCAUGGACAGAGGAAGAGCACAGGCUGUUUCUGAUGGGGCUUGAAAAGUAUGGUAAAGGGGACUGGAGAAACAUCUCUCGCUAUUUCGUUACCAGUAGGACACCAACUCAGGUUGCUAGUCAUGCUCAGAAGUACUUCAUCAGGCAGCUUUCAGGUGGGAAGGAUAAGAGGAGGUCCAGCAUCCACGACAUCACCACAAUCACUUUCACAGACACUAAAUCUCCUUCACCCGAUCACUCUAUCACAAUUGAGCAGCCGCAGCAGCAUUUGUAUACAAAUGGCAUGGCCAAAGCUCUAUAUGAUAGGAAUGCGCCAAAGGAAGGAGUGACUAAGGCUUUCUACCUACCAAAUAGCUGCUUGAACAUGGCACCUCAUCAUGGGACUUCUUCAUACGGGCUUAGGCUGCAGGAACAACCGAUGCACAGAGGUACUCUUCAUGGACCUCAGUUUGGAUCUUAUAAUUCAAUUUGUCAGAUGCAAUCCAGACAACCUACAUGACUUCAUUAAUAGAAAGAAGCUAAGUUCUGAAACAUGUGAAAGUUCUCUCUCAAUUUGGAUGUCUCUGUCCAUGCUUUAUGAUGAUCCUAUGUCAAUAUCCUAUGUGAAUUUGUCAAUGAAGACCUCAGUUAUUUGAUAGUGAAUAGAACUUAGAAUGCAUUGUGCUUUUAAGUUGAUAUUGUGAGAUAUAAAACCAGAAGGGACAAUUACCUAGGUGAAGUGUGAGCUGAUUCUUAGGGAAUUUGAGGGCAAUCAGAAGUAAUUUACAGAUGGAGCUUGUGUGAAUAAGUGAAUUAACAUGCCAUUUGAGCUAAGAGUUUUCUGAAAAACGACCUUGAGCAAAAUUGGCUACAACUAGACGGUGGGCAGUCCCGUUUUAGAGAGCUACUCACGUCAAGUAAACCGUGCAGCUUCCAAGUUCACACAGUGGAUGAAAUUCAGGAAUCAGUGAGAUAAGUUUAUUUUCUAGAAUGUUUUAGGCAAGAAUGCUUUAUAUAUUCUGUUAGUAUAUUUGUUCACUGUGAGAUUUCAUGAAUUAAUCAAACUAGAAUUCCUCUAGAAAAUCUUCUGUAGUCCUUUCGUUACUUGGUGAAGUUUGUAAAUCAUUGUUUCUCAUCAACCUUUCAGCAAUAAAAUAAUUUGAGCAGGUGUUUCAUUA
Molecule: messenger RNA, 2396 nt
Organism: Cornus florida
Lineage: Eukaryota; Viridiplantae; Streptophyta; Magnoliopsida; Cornales; Cornaceae
Product: transcription factor DIVARICATA
Exons: 2
Coding region: 839-1738 (299 amino acids)
Molecular function (GO): DNA binding
Source: RefSeq, a predicted model, not a curated record